AUGCAGGUCAAGAGGCAGAUGGAUCUUACCUUUCCUUACUGGUCCCUACGUCAUAGUGAAGUCUGGAUAAACUUCUAUACCUCUUUAUUUUUGGGUCAUGCAGAGGGUGAGAAGGUGGCUAACCGUAUCUUCCAGACAAUGUUGAAAGAUGACCUUCCAAUAACGAAGCUAUGCACUAUGUUAACAGAUGACCCUAAUGUCAAUAAAACCAUUGUUAAAAAGCUGGAAGGAGCGAUCAAAAAUGACAACCCAGAUUUUAGUGGUUUUAUUGACUUAGAAAGUUGUGUUCUUCAUAACGUCCAUAAUGCUUUUGCCAAGGGUUUAGAGGAAUAUGGGAAAGACAUUGAACAGCUUUGUGUGGACAUUCACUCCCUUUUCAAGUACAGUGCAGCGAGACGAGAAGACUAUCACUCUUUACAAUCUUAA
Molecule: messenger RNA, 426 nt
Organism: Porites lobata
Lineage: Eukaryota; Metazoa; Cnidaria; Anthozoa; Scleractinia; Poritidae
Source: the annotation of a GenBank genome assembly